AAUUAAAAAAAAAAAUAAACUAAUAUAUUUAAUAUCAAUUUUUUAUAAAUUUAAAUAACAAAAGAAAUGAAAAUGUUAAAAUUAUUAUCUACAAAUUUCGUGCUAUUACUUGCUGUAAACUUUAUUAAUUGUCAUGGCCACUGGAAUGGACAUGGCAUGGGUAAUAAUCGUUUUAUACGUGGUUUUGAGCAGAAUUUUUGUCGCACCCCUUUAGAUCAAAUGGGUACUUGUGUUUCAUUGAAAUUUUGCCCCGAAGUUUUAACUUUAUUUACAAAAUUACCACAAAAUUCAGCUAAACAAUAUUCUACAAAUUUGCAAAGAAUAUGUGGAAAUCGUAUAACACCCGAUCAGUAUCCAGUUGUUUGUUGUACCGUAGUAUCAAGAAUAGAUAACUCAGAGCCUGCGACUUCUUCCAGCACAACAACAACUACCACCACUACAACUAGCACCACAGAAGCGCCUGUGGAAACUGUUACUGCUAAUAAAAACUUAAAUACUCAAGAGUCAAGCUGUUUUGCCAAAGAUUUUAAAACCGGAACUUGCAAACCCCUUCAAGACUGCCCCAUUCUAUAUGAAGAGCUUAAAAGAGAUCCCAACAAUGAACAAUUUAAGACAGACCUCCGAAAUUCACAUACAUCAUGUGGUGCUCAAAGUACCAUUAUCUGUUGCCCGCCCGAACAGAAUGCAUCAACAACACGAGUUGCUAACAACAAUAAUACAACAAUACAUCAAUUGCCCACCGAAGAAGAAGGUUGUGGUCUUGUUAAUGUUACAUUACCCAAAAUUGUGGGUGGUGAAGAAAGUCAAAUAGGAGCUUGGCCAUGGAUGGCUUUAAUAGGUUAUGAUCCCUAUAGUGUUAGACCAUUUCGUUGUGGUGGUACUUUAGUAUCGGCUAGACAUGUUAUAACAGCAGCUCAUUGUAUACGACAUGAUUUGUCGUUUGUACGAUUAGGCGAAUUUGAUUUGUCUAUUGAAUCGGAAACUAGGCAUGUGGAUGUCAAUGUUAUUAAGCAUUCAAAACAUCCUCAAUAUGGUAAAGAUCGUCGCUCAGAUUUGGCCAUUUUACUAUUGGAACAUAUUGUGCAGUUUACAGAAUUAAUUGCUCCCAUUUGUAUGCCCAAUUCAGUACAAUUACGUACGCGUUCUUAUAUAGACUCAAUGCCUUAUGUUGCCGGUUGGGGCUAUACCAUGCAGGGUGGUAGUCCAUCACAUGUUUUAAAACAGACCCAAUUACCCAUACAACCUAAUGAUGUUUGUCGUCGUAUCUAUGGUAAUCUUUUGCCAAGUAUACCGGCUGAAGACUUCAAUGAUUCAAUAUUUUGUGCCGGCUAUACUAUUGGCGGUACAGAUACUUGUCAAGGCGAUUCGGGAGGACCUUUAAUGAUACCGGAACUUUAUAAAGGCAUUACUCGUUACUAUUUAAUAGGUGUAGUUUCCUAUGGUCAUGGCUGUGGUAAAGUUCCUGGAAUUUAUAUCAAUAUUCAAAAGAAAAUGGAUUGGAUUUUAGAGAAAAUACAAGAAAUGUAAUGUUGUGCGACCACCAACGAUAGUAAAUAAGACCAACAACAGAUCAAAUUCUUAUAAUUUUGUUGAUUUCUUUAGAAAUUUUCUUUCAAAAUCAAAAAACUUUUAUAAAACUAUAAAAAAGUCACGAAAUUUAGUUAAGAGUAUAGUUCAUUAUGUAGUGAAGACUAAAAUCGGUUCAAUAGUUUGGACUAUAGUCAAUUCCAUAGUCUAGGACAUAUUCAUUCUAAAAUCUAAACCAGAGUUAUGUCUAUCCAGACUAAAGUCGAGUUAAUGAUUCUGACUGUUGUCGAGUCUAUAGUUUUGAAUAUCAUUCUAUAUUUGGAUCUAUAGUCCUGGCUACUGUCGCUUCUGUAUUCCUGACUAUGGUCGAAUCUAUAGUCCAUACUAUAAAACGGACUGAAGUUCAGUCUAUAUUCUAGACAUCAUUAAAGGUCAAACUAUACAAUAGAUCAUAGAACUCAUUAUAAUCCACACUAUAGAAUGUAUUAUAGUCCAAACUAUAGAACUGAACAUCGUGCUAACUGUAGAACAGAAUAUAUACUCUAGACUUAAUACAACACUAUAGACCAGACUAUAUACAACACAAAAGACCAGUUUAUAGAUAAUACUAUAGUCCAGAGUAUAUACUCUAUAGUGAAGACUAUAGUCCCGUUCAUAGUGCAGUAUUUAGUCGAGUCUAUAAUCCAGACUAUAGAAGAGACUAUAUAGACUAUACAGACUAUAUACAACACAAAAGACCUGUUUAUAGAUAAUACUAUAGUCCAGACUAUAUACUCUAUAGUGAAGACUAUAGUCUCGUUUAUAGUCCAGUAUUUAGUCGAGUCUAUAAUCCAGACUUUAGAAGAGUCUAUAGUCCAUACACUACAACGCAAUAGACUAGUUUAUAGACAAUACUAUAGUCCAGACUAUAUACUCUAUAGUGAAGACUAUAGUCUCGUUUAUAGUCCAGUGUUUAGUCGAGUCAAUAGUCGAAUCUGUAGUCUAGACUUUAGUUGAUCAGUCAGUUUCGAAAGCUUUUCCCAGAAAUAAUACCUUAAACUAAUGAUAAGAAUCAUUAACAGUAAAUUAAACAAAUAUUUGUAAAUAAAUAAUAGAUUUAUUAAUUAUUUUGUAAGUUUUAUAACAAUUUAAAAUACAAACUAUUUGAUUAAACUUAAGUAAACAAAUAUAGAA
Molecule: messenger RNA, 2700 nt
Organism: Lucilia cuprina (Australian sheep blowfly)
Lineage: Eukaryota; Metazoa; Arthropoda; Insecta; Diptera; Calliphoridae
Product: venom protease-like
Exons: 7
Coding region: 67-1527 (486 amino acids)
Biological process (GO): proteolysis
Molecular function (GO): serine-type endopeptidase activity
Source: RefSeq, a predicted model, not a curated record